AAGAAACAGCGAGGACGCCAUUGUGAAAUAGCUGUUUUUCUUCAUUUUUGUUUGUUGCUGUAAUCACAGAGAGCUUUAUUCCUUGAUUCUGAGUUAUGUUUAUUGUAAUAAACCGGUCAUUGUCGGCUUGUUUUAAUUUCCUUCCCCAUCCUCAAUAUUUGAAGCACUAGCAGAACCCCUCAAGCGCCUUAUUUUUUAUAAUCGGCCUGCGUGAUCUCAAACACACCUUUUCCGAGUUACGUUGCUUGGUUUAAACGUUUAAACAUGUUCAAACAUUUGAAAUCGAACGUGAUUAUCGAUAUUUGCGUCGAAACGUCUGCACAUUUUCAUAGGGUCGUCUUCCCAGUCUUCUUUGGGGACCCCCCCCUUCGGCGACAAAGUGCAGUACAGCCUCCAGGAAGCGACAGGGAGAGCGGCGACCGUCGGCGAGGCGAAAUCUAUCGCGUUUAGUUAAAAGAAGAUAAUACAGCGCGUUAAUGCCCCGCUUAAACGCACCUCUAUGACUUCUCCCGAAGAUGAGAGUGUUUCCUGGAGGCUAAUAGGCCCCGUGUCGGAGCUGUCCAAGAAACAAUGCCGACUGAUGUAUUCGUCUGACGGACGCGACGCGGAUGUUUGCCUGUUUCACGUGAACGGCGAAUUCUUCGCGAUGGACGCGCGCUGCGCUCAUUCGGGAGGUCCGCUGUGUGAUGGAGAUAUUGAGGAGGCCGAUGGUGUUCUUCAGGUUUUCUGUCCUUGGCAUGACUAUGACUUCAAUCUCAAAACAGGGAAAUCAAGCACAGGUUUACAGCAACAAGUUCAUGAAGUGAAAUUGGAAGACGGCAAUAUAUACGUCAAGCACACGAGUGAGCUCUCGUUACAACCUUUCGGCCAGGUCAAGGAGAACUGAAGUUUUCGGUCACGGCAGUGUUUUGUUCCCUCGAACUGAAGCAUCUGCUUGGAUCUCGCAAUAUUUGAAAACGAUGCAGAAUUUGAGUUGAAUAAACUUUCCUGUUCCCAAUGGAGCAGUUGUUAACAUUUGUGACAAUUUGUAUAUAUACACUACGAAUCAGAGAUAAAUCGGUCUUUAAUGUUGUACGCAAAUGACUUCCAGUGACACUAAAGUGAACGUUGUUUUCUGCCAUUUAGAUUAUUUAUUUUAUGAUUUAUUUAAAUUGUUAUGAAUACCUUAAAAUGUACGUUGGCAAAGUUUAUAUGCAAGAUUGAUCGAACUCAGGGAAAAUGGGGUCACAGACUGUUUAUUCAGUCAGCUGUACAUUUCAGCAGCUUAAUUAGUCAUAGUUUAAGAUUCAUAAUCGUUAGCACUCUAGAGAUGUUAAUGUGUUUCUCUCUAGGGCCGUAAUAAAUGUUUACGGUUGUAACUUUCCGUAAUUAUACCUUCUGAGAUCCAGCCCUCUUGAGCGUCAGGUAGAAAUGACUUUUUACCGCAGGGAAAAAAUUAAAGGACUUAAUUACUUGGUCGACUCACUUAAUUUUGUGAUUCCAUGAGGUCUUCGUGAAAAAAAUAAGUAAAUAAAUUCAUUCUUAUUUGAAUCUUUCCAUUUAAUCACCAUCAGUAUUUGAUUAUCCUACCUUUAUAAAAUAUAAGUUAAUGGACAAAAGGUGGCUAAAGCUAUGCGAUGCUUAAACAUUGGCUUUGAAUACGUGGGCAGAAGUUAACUCAUAAAAAAUGCAAAAUAUUUAUAAUAUAUUUUAUUUAUUUUUACAAUUUUAUUAACAGUUGUUUUAAAUGGUUAACAAUUGUGAUAAAGCCUGUGUUGUGUGCCUGCUUAUGAUUUCUGUUUAUAUUUUUGUGUAAUUUUUUUUUUUUUUUAAGUUUAAUGGAAUAAAGCAAUGUC
Molecule: messenger RNA, 1835 nt
Organism: Puntigrus tetrazona (Sumatra barb)
Lineage: Eukaryota; Metazoa; Chordata; Actinopteri; Cypriniformes; Cyprinidae
Exons: 3
Coding region: 500-886 (128 amino acids)
Molecular function (GO): 2 iron, 2 sulfur cluster binding
Source: RefSeq, a predicted model, not a curated record